AUGCUGGAGAAGCACUGUUCAUCUCUACAGUUCACAGUCACAGUGAAGGAAGGUGCAUCUGUUUUGAGGGAUACCUCUGAGAUCAGCUACCAUGGACACAUCGUGCCUGAAAAAGGCAAGAACUGCUGGAUAUCGUUUCCUGGAAAGUUUGCAGCCGGUUGGGAUGCUUUGAUCAAGGAGUUUCAUGGCGACAGCGUGGCCUGUGUCUUUCUUUGCACGCCGGAAGACGGUUUGGGGAAGCAUCAUGCAGAUCCAGAGGACCCCGAUGGACGCUGCCUUUGCCAUAAGAUCUACGGAGAGAGAGACUACAAGAGGUUCGGCUAUCUUCAGAGGAUGGCUCCUCCUUACACCGAGGAGAGGAUAAGGAAAGCAAAAAUGAAAGCUAAAGCCAUGAAUGCCGUCCACGUUCGUGAAGAUGCUUCUCGAGUGGAGAUGUCGAAAGCAAAUGAGGAGGCCGAGAAGAGAUGGAGGAAAAGCGGCCGGGUGGCCUCGUGGGGCUGCGAGUGGUACCACGUUUGGCUCGGAAAGGUCAAGGAAGCAGUCGCUCUCGAGCAAAGGUUGAAAGUCGUAUAUUUUCCCGACCAAGUUGGGAAAGGCAAGCUGACGAUGGACGAGCUGCGGGAUCCGGACAAAGAUCCCUGGGAUGGGGUGGGAUGUGGCGGCUCCCAGAAGUGUGAGAUUGCGACUGUGGAGAGGAUGAAGCACGUCGAGGGUGCCGCGUGGGAAUAUGACGAGGUGGAUGUUUCCGAUUUUCUUCUGGACACUUUUCAAGUUGAACAGAUGGUCGAUGCUUGGGACGGCAACGAAUGGAAGAGAGGAACCAUCAUUAAAAUCCCUUGUAAAGACUCUGGCUUGAAAUGGACCGUGAGAUGUGACCACUCAGCUGAAAAGAUCGAAGCUGAUCACGUGCGGCAUGUCGAUAUCACAAUGAAGAGGCUUGCUGAGGAAACGGAUUUUGACUUGCUUCAUGCAUUGCGCAGUCUCCUUCCUGAGGGUCAGAAGGUGGUCGGGAAUCCCGAGAUUCAGAGGCUCAGAAACGGCACCUCGGCCACGACAGUUCGGCUACACAGCAUGAGCGUCGACGCACUGCAAAGGCUCUGCGGUGAAGUUCUCUCGGGAGAUCUUGAGCUUCAGUUGAACAAAGAAUGGUCUAAGAACAGCAGCUACAAACGAUGGCAGCUGAAGGCUGAAAAGACCGAGUUUGUGAGAAGUUACAAACAUGCCCUCAUGAGUCGGAAAGUAACAACUGAAGGCAAUCUGCUCCUCCUCUCGGAUGAUGAAGAUAUCAGCUAUGAAUUCCUCGUGGCCAUUGUCGAUGAGAGCCAUGACAUUUACCGUCCGGAUGUUGACCGUGGCCUACUCAAGACGAAGCUCCCGUCCAGACAGCUCAUUCUGCUUUCUGACGCAUCGCAGUCCUCUGCUUUGGAGCAGACUUUUCCUGACUUGCACCGUGUUUUCCUCACGGAAGUAGUCAGAAGCACAAAGCGGAUAGUCCUGGGUGCCGCAGCUUUCCAGAUCAGCGCCUCCAGCGAGCACAACAGCUCCCUAGGCUCAGAUGGCCCUCCGCUGAAGACAUACAUAUUUGAAUCAGAUGGAGAGAGGUCAACGUUGCAGAGUUACUGCAAGCAUACAAUUACAGCCUUGUGGGAUUUACUCUGCGCCUAUCCAGGCCUGAGCUUGCAUGAUUCCUUGGCAAUCAUCGUUCCCGAUGAGCCUUUUCGCGAACAGUUCAGACCGCUUUUGCGCAAGACAUUAGAAGAGGAAAUCCCUAGCAAAAAGCUACGCUUGGUGAACUUUGCGGAGUCCCUGAUGCACAUGCUGCCAAAGGUCGCGGAAGAGUACAUUGUUCUGGACUCAAUCGAGCACGCUAAAGGGCUCGAGCAACUUUUUGUGAUGGCCAUUGGGAUGGAUGCCAAGAUCGAUUCGCCAGGCAGUGAUGCGGGUGCGAAUUUGGAAACGAGAUGCCGCCUGUAUCAGAGCAUCACGCGAGCGCAGCUUGGGGCGAUUGUUGUGAACCAGUUCCUGCAAGGCGGCUGGCUUGAGCAUUUGACUCUGUGCAAGCUGGUGGAGCGUGAAUUCGAUCAAUUUGAGGGACGUCUCGAAUCUUCCGCUGCUGCCGCGAGCGAGGUGACCAAGGAGCUGCAGGCAGAAAAACCUGCACAAGGCACUGAGGAGAACAGGCACGAAGCCUUGCGAAGCAGCGCCGGUGGAACUCCAGAGAAGAAGAGCACAUCAUCGACUGAAGACAGGCCUUCUACAAAACCAUCUUCGUCUCCAGCGUCCGCAAAGGUCACAAAAGAGAAGGCGAUGACGCUUCGUACAAGUUGUGUUUGGGAUACAACGUGCAACAGCAUGAAGGCACGGAUCUACGAGCUAAGAUUCGAUCCUUCAAGGCGAUCCCCGGCCGAAGCUUUUGAGAUCCUGAAAUCAAAGCUCACCUCAGAGCCACUCCCAGCCAACUGCCCGUACCCCGAAGACGAGUGCCUCCUUUGGCGACAAAAGCAAGAUUUCAGUUGGCAGGAGAGGUACCGCAACGGCAGCAAACAGGAAACGAUACUUUCGUUGUUUCUGCGAGAUGGCACCAUUUUAAGCAAAACGUUGGUGCAUGAAAGAUCUGAGCACGAAGGUGACCCAAGCGACCACGAAGAGAGAGAUCACUUUGACCACUCCAAGUCACAUCAGGUCUCAAUAAAUGAAGGACAGUGGGAGAUGGUGGGUUUCAUUCUGAGGGAGACUCCUUUUGCUCAAGCAUUUGCGUACUGGUCCAGAACAGUGCGCUGCUGCUGGUGUGCACCACCACCUGAGAACGAGUGGGACUUUCAUGAGUCCGAUUGGGGUGUUAUAUAUGGUGACGGUUCUGCUACUCGUGAAAGCAGUUUGAAGCAGCUUCUCGAAUCACAAUCUUCACGCUCCAUCGACUCACACUUCCUUUUAAGUCUAUCAGAGCCAAGACUGGAGGCUUGGGGCAUGAACCCACUGCACUUGUGGUUUUGGCGAAGCUGA
Molecule: messenger RNA, 3003 nt
Organism: Symbiodinium pilosum
Lineage: Eukaryota; Dinophyceae; Suessiales; Symbiodiniaceae
Source: the annotation of a GenBank genome assembly